GGUGAGUAACUGCCCCCCGAUACUUUUGCCGGGGGAAAGCCCCACUGAGGGUUUCUGGGGAGCCCCUCUUGCCAGCCUGGAGCUCUGCGGUGGCCGUGGGCAGGCGGGGAGCACCCUGGCGCUGCCAGGCCUCCCGUGUGUGGGCAGCUCGCUGGGGCUGCGGGCAGGGCUUUCCUCCAGCACUGCUGCCCGCAAGAAUGGCCGGGCAGGUGCCGGCCCUGCAGCCCCAGGAGGCAGUGUGGGUGGAUGGAGGCACUUGUGAUGUCAGGGGAGUCCAAUGCAAAGAAAGGGUGAGCAGGAUGAAGGAAUGUGUGAGCUUCUGCAGAGGGGUUGGGGGCUGAAGGUGAGACGGAGCCAAAGCCUCUUUUGUUUGGGUGCAGCAAGGGCAGAGUGGGGUCCCUCUCCUGCCACCCUGCCUGGGUGCAAAGCGCUGCUGGAGACCCAGGGAUUGGGAGGGCACAAGCUGCUGUGCACCAGCUCCAGCCUGGAGAAGGGGGGCUUCCUCUCCAUCUCCACCAGAUUAAGACAUGCCACUUUGAUAAGACACCAGCUGAACGGUUUUGGCCAUCCCAGGGAAGGAGACAACCCAGAACGUGUCCCCUGUUCCCUCUGUGCUGUGAGGGUCCAGCUACCUGCGCUGCCAAAAUUAACCCCCAGUUUCUUCUUCAAGCACUGGCAGUUCUGAAAGUGCCUCUUGUCGAGCCCCCGCCGAGACCUCGCUGCUCAUUUGCCUGAGGUUCAGCUUUUCCCCAGAUGCAAAUGCUGUCAGCUCUGGUUCCACCAAGUUAGUAACCAAGCGAGGGGCACAUCGUGCUGCAGAGCCCCUGCGUCCCCGGGGGAGCGUUUGGUGUGGGAGAAGGGGGCUGCAAACCCUGGCCCGGGGAGCCUCUGCUCCAGGGCUGCAGUUCUGUGGUGUUUGCCAGCAGCUGUGUAGCCACGAUGGUGUCUUUCCCGCGUGCGCUGCCCAGCGUGGGGACCAGCCGCCGCAUCCCCGACCCUUUUCCUCCUGCCCCCCGGGCUCUCCUCGGUUGACCCCCACAAGGGCUCCUCCUGAGGUGCGUGGGCUCUGUGCUGGGGCUCCUCACCAUUUCUCAUGGGCAGCUAGAGGUGGCUCAGGUCCUGCGGGGCAAGGUGGCCACCACUGUGGCAUGUUGGGAGCGCUUGACCUGUGUCUGCUUCUGGGGGCAACUGUAAGAGGCCAGCUGGGCACAAGGAUCACCGCUGCCAUGAUGAGCUCCCUGGAAAAACCUGGGCCUUUUGAGAUGAGCAGUCUGCAGCUUUUGAGCUCCUCAGCUCAUCUCCAUCUCUGCAGGAGUGCCGCCGCUGAGAUGGAGGCCCCGCUCCCUGGACUCUCCCUGCUUCUGGUCCUCCUGGCACUGGGAUGGGGAAGUGGGGCAGUCACAGCCCGGGCAACAUCUCCUGGUGGCUGCAAGAUCGUGCAGAGCACCGCAGACUGCACUAGGAGAUGGCUGAGGUCUGCCCCAGGAAAUCUUCGAGGUGAUACUGAGGAGCUGUUGCUCGAUGACAACACUAUCCAGGUUCUGGGCAACACCUCCCUCCUCUUGUACCACCGGCUGCGGCAGCUCAGCUUGACCAAGAAUCAGCUGGAGCUCAUCGAGCCCGGUGCUUUCCUCAGCAGCCAAGGCCUCCACGUGCUCUCCUUGGCUGACAACCUCCUCUUCACCAACUACUCUCUGACAGCAGCUGCUCUUUCUUCUCUGCCAGCCUUGAGGAUGCUGGAUCUAGCCGGAAACAGCCUCACUGAGGACAUGGUAUCAGUUUUGGUAUGGAACUUGUCUUCCUUGGAGUCCUUGUCUGUGGCCAGAAACGUCAUCAUGAGGCUGGACUCCUCUGUCUUCACAAACCUGACACAGCUGUUGGAGCUGAACCUGGAGAAGAACUACAUCUUUGAGAUUGACCAAGCUUUCGAAGGGCUGCAGAGGCUGCAGAGGCUGAAUGUAGCUUACAACUACCUCCCGUGUGUAGUGGAGUUCGGACUGACGCAGCUCAGGGUGCUCAAUGUCAGCAACAACGUCAUCGAGUGGUUCCUUGCCCUGGAAAGCGAUGACCUCUUUGAGCUGGAGGUGCUGGACCUGUCCCACAACCGCCUCCUCUUCUUCCCGGUGUUGCCCCGGCAGAGCAAGCUGCACUCCUUGCUGCUCAAGGACAACGAGAUGAGCUUCUACCAGCGCCUGCCCAACGGCACGUCCUUGGCGCACGUCAAGGUGCAGUUCCUGCUCAUCGAUGGCAACUCCACCACUGUCACGACGGUCAGCCUCUGGGAUGAGAUCUGCCACAGCAACCUCUCCUCCCUGCGCCUCCUGGACAUGAGCCAGAACCAGGUCUGGUACCUGCCUGAGGGUUUUCUGGCCCAGAUGCCCUCCCUGACCCACCUGAAGCUCAACCAGAACUGCCUGGAGACCUUUCAGCUCUCGGCUGGGGACCCCUUAGCCACGCUGACGGAGCUGGACCUCAGCCAGAACCGGCUGACGGAGCUGGGGGCAGAGGUGGGGGCCAGGGACAUCCUGUCCAACCUGCAGCUCUUCAACCUCAGCACCAACAGGCUGCGGGCACUUCCUCCUGGGGUUUUUACCUACACCAGGAAGAUCACUACAGUGGACCUCAGUCACAACCGGGUUGACCUCUGUCCCCAGCCAGCUGUUGCAGCUGAGGAGGAGAGGCCUCCCUGUGUGGAUGUCAGGGGUGUUGAGACCUUGACUCAUCUCUCCUUGGCUGGCUGUGGUCUGCAGGGACUGGGCGGCCACCCCUUCCAGGGGACGUCACUGAUGCAUUUGGACCUCUCUGACAACCGUCGGGCACUGUCCGGGGACCUGGCGUGGCUGCAGGACGUCGCUCUGACGCUGCAGGUGUUGUCUCUGAGGAACACCAACCUCUCCUCCGCCGCAGUGGACUUCUCUGCCUUUAACAGCCUCAUCCGCUUGGACCUUUCGGGGAACUCCUUGAGUGCGUUCCCCAGCUCGCUGAGCGGCCUGAGGCUGCGCAGCCUGGACCUGCGGGACAACUGCUUGCAGGCCCUGCCGCCCGGCGUGGCGCACACGCUGCUGGGCAGGAGCCUGCGGGAGCUCUACCUCGCCCGAAACCCCUACAACUGCUGCACGCUGGGCUGGUGGGACUCGCUGCAGCGGGUGCCAGGGCUGCACGUGGCCGACGGGCGGGACGUGACCUGCAGCUACGCCUCCCGCACGCUGAGCCCCGCGGCGCUGCCCGAGCCCGUCCUGAGCAGCUGCCGCUGGCAGACAGCCGACCUGGCACUCCUCUACCUGGUGCUGGCUCUGCCCACCUGCCUCACACUCCUGGUGGCCUUCGCCGUCGUCUUCCUCACCUUCAAGCAAAAGCUGCUGAAAAUGGUGAAAAGCCGGUGUGGGGUGUCCAGCCCUUACUGACGCUGAGGAGGAGGAAGGGCUCAGGAGCAGUGAAUACGAGCGGGUUGUCAGGAUUACAGGGGAUAAUCUCCCUGAGGUGUGUGAGAUGGAGACUUGAUGGCUGCGGGACCAGAGGGUUCUGGGAGAGCUGUUGUUCCUGCUACAAAUGCCCUAAGGGUGCUGAAGGGUGUGGGGCUGUGUCUGGUGACGGAACCUGGGGCUGUGUCUGGUGAUGGAACCCAGGGCCAUGUCUGGUGACAGAGCCUGGGGCUGUGCUGGGCAUCCUCAAGGACCAGUAGAAACCUUCAGCCGAUGUCGGCAAGAGCCAAGGGACACAACAUCAAACGCUUCUUGGCCAAAGGGACACAGACAGUUUCUCCAGAAUUGUCUUUCUCCUCCUUCAGGCAGCUCCUUUUAUUUAUUCACCCCUGUAGCCAACUCUCCACUGCAGCCAACAUCCACAACCUGCCCUGGGCUGGAGCAUCAUGCAGGUUCUGCAGAGAAGGGUAUCUGUGGCCACAGCUUCCCACACUGCUCUUGCCAGGCCCAGCAAACUCACAGGCAGCCCUGGGCACAUGCCCGUGUCCUUGUGCUGAUAAGGCAGCUGUUAUCAGCAGAGCUAAAAGAUGCCUUUUGGGGUGGUGUUGCUUGGUGAAGUCACAAUCCUGGGUAGAAAAACCCAUUAAAAUUAUCCCAAGGUGCAGCCAAGUAAAAUACUGAUUGAA
This is a messenger RNA of Colius striatus (speckled mousebird), 4108 nucleotides long. It is a transcript of the gene NRROS, whose product is annotated as negative regulator of reactive oxygen species. Gene Ontology annotation, molecular function: protein binding. Gene Ontology annotation, cellular component: extracellular matrix. The transcript is spliced from 2 exons. The coding region runs from base 1149 to 3404 and encodes 751 amino acids. The record is from RefSeq and is a predicted model, not a curated record. Lineage: Eukaryota; Metazoa; Chordata; Aves; Coliiformes; Coliidae.